CUUUCAGCUUUCCGCCAUGGCUGCAAUCCCAUCACUCACUCCGGAGAACGAACCCGCUGAAGCCAAUGCUCUUCCGCCGGCGAAAGCCUUCCCGGCCGAUACCGUGGAUGGCGCUGGCGAUGGCCCCGCCGGCCCAGUCCCGAUCGCUGUCGAAAAGCUGCGGCAUCAGGUGGACACCAUCAUCUCUAAGGUCGAUGAGUUGGAGGUGAAGGUGAAUGAGGUCGCCCAGUUCUAUGCGAACAAGAAGCGAUCCAAAGGUGCGAAGGAUGGGAAGGAUAAGAAGAUGGCCGUGAGUAGUUGUAGCAAUCUUAUUGUUUGUGAGAGUGCCUUGAAUGUCAAGGAUGGCAGCUCGUGCACUAAGAGGAUGCAGGAGCUCAUGCGGCAGUUUGGGACAAUACUGCGCCAGAUCUCACAGCACAAGUGGGCUUGGCCAUUCAUGGAACCAGUAGAUGUUGAAGGUCUUGGUUUGCAUGACUAUUAUGAUAUUAUUAAAAAGCCAAUGGAUUUCAGUACAAUAAAGAAUCAGAUGGAGGCGAAGGAUGGCACUGGAUAUAAAAAUGUACGGGAAAUAUAUGCUGAUGUCAGAUUAGUUUUCACAAAUGCAAUGACCUAUAAUGAUGAGAAAAAUGAUAUUCAUGUAAUGGCUAAAACUUUAUUGGAUAAGUUUGAAGAGAAGUGGCUCCAGCUAUUGCCAAAGGUCAUUGAAGAGGAAAGAAGACAGAAGGAGGAGGAGGCACAGGCCCAUGAAAAUAUGCAGAUUGCUCAAGAGGCUGCUGUUUCAAAAAUGGCCAAGGAUAUGAACAAUGAGCUUGCAGUACUCAAUUCGCAAUUGGAUGGCCUUAGAGAACUGGUGGUUCAGAAAUGCAGAAAAAUGUCAGCGGAGGAGAAAAGAAGACUUGGUGCUGGCUUAAGUAAUUUGUCAGCUGAAGAUCUCAGCAAGGUGCUAGAGAUUAUUGCGCAGAACAAUCCAAGUUUCCGAGCUACAACAGAAGAAGUGGAAAUAGACUUGGAUGCUCAGAGUGAAACCACUCUUUGGAAGCUAAAGUUUUUCAUGAAGGGGGCAAUGGAACUUCAAACAAAAAACUCCCCAAGCAAUGCUGACGAGAACUCGAAGCGCAAGAAGGAGAUCUGUGAUGCUCUAGCCAAGACUGCGAAAAGGCGAAGCAAAUUGCUUUCCUCGGCCUAGGGUUUGAAAACUGUUAACACGCUGGUUCUGAUCCUUUUUAGCAAAAACUUUUUAUCAUGAAUUGCCGGUUCUCAUGAGAAAAUAUAUUUGAGUUGGAAUGAGAACUGCAUCAACUUUAGGCUUUAGAUGUGUUGUAAGAGGCAGUGAAUCUGAGUGGUCUUUUUUGUGGCUAUUGUAUCUUUAUGAGGAACAAAUUGCUUCAUGUAAAAGUGGAUUUUUCGUAAAUUAUCCGUUGUUGAUGGUUGUGAUC
Molecule: messenger RNA, 1436 nt
Organism: Dioscorea cayenensis subsp. rotundata (Guinea yam)
Lineage: Eukaryota; Viridiplantae; Streptophyta; Magnoliopsida; Dioscoreales; Dioscoreaceae
Product: transcription factor GTE6-like
Exons: 8
Coding region: 17-1186 (389 amino acids)
Molecular function (GO): protein binding
Source: RefSeq, a predicted model, not a curated record